Molecule: messenger RNA, 869 nt
Organism: Eruca vesicaria subsp. sativa (arugula)
Lineage: Eukaryota; Viridiplantae; Streptophyta; Magnoliopsida; Brassicales; Brassicaceae
Source: the annotation of a GenBank genome assembly
UAGAACCCUACAAAAAGCGUAACAGAGUCGUCUCCACCAUCUCCUCGAUUGUUCCGGUUUGCAAUGGCUACACAGAGCAACAAAGAGAUCUUCUUGGGUGGAUUAAAGAAACUCUUUAAAGAACAAUGGCAAGUAGAUGUACUCCUCAAGGCAGGAGACAGUGCUAAGGGUGCAACUAUCUCCGCUCACAAACUUGUUCUGGCAUCAAGAUCAAUGGUGUUGAAGAAGAUGAUGGAAUCAGACGAGUUGAAGUCUUCAUCUAAGCUAGAGACAGUCACCUUCUCCGAGAUGAAACACGAAGAGCUUGAGGCUUUAGUUCAGUUUAUUUACAGUGUUGAUGGCUCCAUUACUUCUGAAACUCUCAAGAAACAUGUUAGGUCACUCUAUCUUGCAGCAGACAAGUAUGAGAUUCCGCAUCUGCGUGACAUUUGUAGAAACCAGCUUAUAUCAUCUCUUAACGCGUCCAACGCUCUUAACAUCCUUGAGCUAGCUCAAAUCCCUUUUGACAAAGCCCUUAACGAUGCGGCUUUCACUGCUAUCAAGAACAAUAUAAGCACCAUUGCUAGCUCUGCUGAGUUCAGGUUGUUUGUUGUCAACCAUCCAGAUCUUUCUGUGGAGAUCAUGAAGGCUUCUCUUAUUUGGCCUCGUACUAGCUGUCAUUUUUGUAGUAGUAGCUUCCGCUACUAGGCGAGUGGAUGCAGCUAAAUUAAUAAUUGAAGAUUUUUAACACUAGCCUGGUGAUCCUACUACUUUGCUUUUGAAUGUUUGUAGAGUUGGUUAUGACCUUUCUUUAAGAAGAAAAAAGAUUGUAUUAGCCAUGUACAAACUAUCUCUUUUGGUCAUAGGCUGCAGCUGGUCUCCUCUGUUAU